GGGCCGGAAGCGGGAUGUGAUGUAAAAAUUACAUUGAAACUUUUUUUCCUUGUGUGCUGAUUCUCCGAUCCAUUGUAAUACACCGAGAAUCAUCCACUUUUUUUGCGAUAAUGAUCCGGAAAUUUUAAUCAACAAGCGUGUCCGAAGGCCAGUCGAGCUGAGAAAGUCUAUUGUCUGGAUCCCGUCAAUAACUCAAAUCAGAGAUGUAGCCUCUGUCUACAUCUGUCCUCAGACAUUUAAGGCCCACCAUGCUGUUCUAUCUGCUGCUGGUCUUUCAAGCCAAUGCCAAUGCCCAGAUCGACCCAGCACACUGCCGUUACCCGCUUGGCAUGGAGGAUGGCCGGAUCAAAGACCAUGACAUCACCGCCUCCAGCCAAUGGUACGAGACCACUGGGCCACAAUAUGCCAGGUUGAACCGGGAGGAGGGUGACGGGGCGUGGUGCCCAGCGGGACUCCUACAGCCCUCUGACACCCAGUACCUGCAGGUCGACCUGGGCCGGCUCACCUUCCUGACAGUGGUGGGAACCCAGGGCCGCUAUGCCCGGAACUCGGGUAAAGAAUUUGCCCGCAUGUACCGCCUGAACUACAGCCACGACGGCCAGCUCUGGAGGUCCUGGAAGAAUCGUCUUGGCAAUAAGACGAUGGAGGCGAAUGACAACGCCUAUGUCUCUGUGAUCAAAGACCUUCACCCGCCCAUCAUCAGUCGCUACAUCCGUCUCAUCCCCGUCACCAAGAUGCCCACCACUGUGUGUAUGAGACUGGAGCUGUACGGCUGCCCCUGGCACGACGGCCUGACGUCAUACAGCUCUCCUGAAGGUCAGCUGAUGAUGCCUCCUGGGUAUCCCAUUGCCAGCCUCAAUGACUCCACAUACGACGGCGCCCGCGAACGAAGGAAACUGUCCGGGGGGUUGGGUCAGCUGACGGACGGUGUGAUUGGUCAGGAUGACUUCCUGGUGACGCGGCAGUACCAUGUAUGGCCUGGAUACGACUAUGUGGGCUGGAGGAACGGGAGUCUGAGCUCUGGCUAUGUGGAGAUGGAGUUUGUCUUUGACAAGCAAAGGAACUUCACCUCCAUGAAGGUGCACAGUAACAAUAUGUUCUACCACGGGGUGAAGAUCUUCUCCUCCGUGUCCUGCUCCUUCAAGCCCCGCCUCAUCGCUAACUGGGAGGCGGAGCCGGUGGAGUUCCGUACGGUGCUGGACGACCGCAACCCCAGCGCUCGCUAUGUGACCGUGCCUCUGGGACGCCGUAAUGCCAAGGCCCUGCGCUGCCGCUUCCACUUCGCUGAUGUGUGGAUGAUGUUCAGCGAAAUCUCCUUCCAGUCAGCAGACACCGUGAUUCCUACUCAGAUAACCCCGGUGGUGACAUCUUCCUGGCCCAAGGAGGAGAGCUCCAUGCCCACCACCCACAAGACUGUGACAAACCCAUCAGCCAAGUACCAACCGGAUGAUGGGAACACCCCUAUUCUGAUUGGCUGUCUGGUGACGAUCAUCCUGUUGCUCGUAGUGAUCAUCUUCCUGAUCUUGUGGUGCCAGUAUGUGUGCAAGGUGCUGGAGAAGGCUCCACGCCGUAUCCUCGAGGAGGAGGUCACUGUGCGCCUGUCCUCCAGUAGUGACACCAUCAUUCUGCAGACCCCUCCCGUGCCCCCCCGGGUCUCUCAGAUGGACCACCCGUACGAGCGUGUCUUCCUCCUGGACCCUCAGUACCAAGACCCGGCCGGCCUCAGGAACAUGCUGCCUGAACUGUCUCGGAGUGCAGAGACCUCAGCGUGUGGUGGGGGCUAUGCGGAGCCCGAUGUCACCCAGUGCACGCCUCACCAGUGCUUCCAGAACAGCGUGCCGCACUACGCCGAGACAGACAUCGUGAGCCUGCAGGGUGUGACCGGCAGUAACAUGUAUGCCGUGCCUGCACUCACCGUCGACUCGCUCACCCGCAAGGACAUCUCCGUGGCAGAGUUCCCCCGCCACCGGCUGCUCUUCAGGGAGAAGCUGGGGGAGGGGCAGUUUGGGGAGGUCCACCUGUGUGAGGCUGAGGGUCUGCCUGAGUUUCUAGGGGAGGGCGCCCCCCUUCCCGACCGAGACGGACGACCUGUACUGGUGGCGGUGAAGCAACUGAGGGCAGACGCCACCAACAACGCCAGGAACGACUUCCUGAAGGAGAUCAAGAUCAUGUCGAGGCUCAACGACCCGAACAUCAUCCAGUUGCUGUGUGUGUGUGUGAGCUCAGACCCACUGUGCAUGGUGACUGAGUACAUGGACAACGGAGACCUCAACAUGUUUCUGUCACAGAGAGAGAUGGAGAGCACCCUGACCCACGCCAACAACAUCCCCGCAGUCAGUUUGUCAGACCUCCUGCACAUGUCAGUGCAGAUCUCGUCCGGCAUGCGGUACCUGGCCUCUCUGAACUUUGUGCACCGAGACUUGGCCACACGCAACUGCCUGCUGGACCGCAGACUCACCAUCAAGAUAGCAGACUUCGGCAUGAGCAGAAACCUGUACAGCAGUGACUACUACCGCAUCCAGGGGCGAGCUGUGCUGCCGAUCCGCUGGAUGGCCUGGGAGAGCAUUCUACUGGGUAAGUUCACCACGGCCAGCGAUGUGUGGGCCUUCGGCGUCACCCUGUGGGAGAUCUUCACUCUGUGUAAAGAGCAGCCCUACAGCCUACUGUCAGACGAACAGGUCAUCGAAAACACUGGCGAGUUCUUCCGAAACCAGGGCAGACAGAUCUUUCUAUUCGCCCCACUGCUCUGUCCUCCCUCUCUAUUUGAGCUGAUGAUGCGUUGUUGGGACCGCGACAUCGCCGAUCGACCCACCUUCGAGGGGUUGUACCAGGCCUUACGACCACACGUGGUCCAGUGAACUUUGAACCCUGGCACAACCAACGGGCUGUCCUGAGUGAGAGGUCCCUUUUGCCUGAAUACUCUUCUCUUAACCCCUCUGACUGACAGACAGAAGGACAGACGGACAAACAUACGGACAGACAGAGAGACAGACAUACAGACAGCGGGGAGGACUGGAAGAGAAUGCAGCGAUGUUGUCAUUUUGAGAGAGCAGGAAGUGGGUUGAGGUUAUCACUUCCAGAAUGUGGACCACUUCUUUCAUCUUUCACAUUCUUCAGUGAUGGACCUUUAAUCAUAUAAAAUCCAUGAAAAAAAAGCUGUCACCUUUUUGUCUGUUGAUGGUUUGUGUAAAUUGAAUUCUGUUCAUCCAUCUUUAUACAGUAUGUUGUGUUUUCAUGUUGUUUUUGUAUGGUAGGCCUACCAAAGAAAUCAUAAUAUCCCUAAUACCUGGCCUAGUAAGAAAUCAAUAACUGGACAAAUGCUUUUGUCUUGAGGUCCUGUGUUUUUUUUUGUGUAAAGCACUGCUGCCUGGUUGUCUUCCAUUUAUCCAUGAUAUGUUCCUUUCAUUAUCCCCACACUGGACUAUGGUCAUUUUGAUUUGUUUGACUCAGAUUUUAUUGUCCUUUUUUAAUAUGAAUGUUAUAUAGGUCAGUUUGGAUAAGGCCUUUGGCUAAAGCAGAACUACUGUCAUAGCUAGAAUAGGACCCUAACCCUCUGACCCUGACCCUAACCCUAACCCUGCUUUAGAGAGGGUUGGGGAGCCACAAUGGACUGAUGAUGAGGAAUAGAAAGCACUGUCCCCUUGGAGAUGUCUACUGCAAGGCACUGUCCCGCUGGAGAUACCCACCGCAAACUGUGCAGCCUUAUCAGAUAGCAUUAAAGCUAGUUAGCAUUAUUAGAUAUCAUUAGCUAUCCCCUACAGAGAUUCAGUCAUCUGGAUUGAGUAGCUGGAGGCUGGUUAGCUUUGGUCCAGGGGCGUUUGUGCGCGUUCCAGUGGAGGAACACGCACUGAUGGUGACGUGGACCAGAGCUAGAAGCUGGACAACAGUGACGUGGACCAGAGCUAGAAGCUGGACAACACUCUUUUUGAGUAUACAGUAGCUAGCAUGUUGUUGUGGCCAAGCCUCUGACCACACAGUAGCUAGCAUGUUGCUGUGACCAAGCCUCUGACCAUUCAGUAGCUAGCAUGUUGCUGUGGCCAAGCCUCUGACCAUUCAGUAGCUAGCAUGCUGCUGUGACCAAGCCUCUGACCAUUCAGUAGCUAGCAUGUUGCUGUGGCCAAGCCUCUGACCAUUCAGUAGCUAGCAUGUUGCUGUGGCCAAGCCUCUGACCAAACAGCUGUUGUGUUCACAGCUCCGCCUUCAGAUGAAUUGAGCCAUAGCAAUAGAAUUACUGCUGUACUUCCCUUCACCUGUUCUAGUACACAUAUUUCUAUGAUUGUAGCUGGCUUACAUAGAAUUCAUUCUGAGUUGCAGGGGAUUGAAAUGAAGGUUAACCUUAAUUGUGGUUGUAAAUAUAAUUGAAAAGCUAUCUCUGUAGAUGUCACAUGUCCAUUGGGGAGAUCAAUCGAUGUUGUCAUGUUAGUGUAAAAGUUUUAAAAAGCCAAGUUUUACUUUUUUUGUUAUUUCAAAACGUUAUUCCCCCCCCUCUAUUUUAAGUACAUUUUUUUGUAUUGCUGCAUCCUCUGUUGCCACAAUAUCUGAGUGAAUGAACAUCAAGUGUUUAAUAGUGGCUGACACCAUAGAUCUCAACAUUGAAAUCAGCUUCCGACAUUUCUUGUGUUGUCAUUGUUAAGGUUAUUAACAUUAAUGUUAAUGUGUUGUUCACCUGUACUGUAUCUGAUGCUUCAUGGUGUGUCUGUGUCUGCUGGGAGGUAGGGCUCUGCUGGGAGGAGGGGCUCUGCUGGGA
Molecule: messenger RNA, 4747 nt
Organism: Salvelinus fontinalis (brook trout)
Lineage: Eukaryota; Metazoa; Chordata; Actinopteri; Salmoniformes; Salmonidae
Gene: ddr2l
Product: discoidin domain receptor family, member 2, like
Exons: 17
Coding region: 249-2858 (869 amino acids)
Biological process (GO): multicellular organism development; positive regulation of kinase activity; protein phosphorylation
Cellular component (GO): signaling receptor complex; membrane
Molecular function (GO): collagen binding; ATP binding; protein tyrosine kinase collagen receptor activity
Source: RefSeq, a predicted model, not a curated record